Pseudogymnoascus destructans is the source of this 1422-nucleotide messenger RNA. RefSeq names its product histone acetyltransferase (gene GCN5). Gene Ontology annotation, molecular function: histone H3 acetyltransferase activity; protein binding. Gene Ontology annotation, biological process: positive regulation of transcription by RNA polymerase II; chromatin remodeling. The transcript is spliced from 3 exons. Bases 63 to 1265 code for a protein of 400 amino acids. NCBI's taxonomy places the organism in Eukaryota, Fungi, Ascomycota, Leotiomycetes, Thelebolales, Thelebolaceae. The record is from RefSeq and is a predicted model, not a curated record. Gene Ontology annotation, cellular component: histone acetyltransferase complex.
UCAAAGACAACAAGUUACAAGUUCCUUUGUGGCAUGAGUAGCAACAUAGUCGCACUUUCACAAUGGCGCCUAUGAAGGAUGACAAUUCUAAGCGGAAAGCUGUUGACGACCCCACAACCCCGUCGGCGAACAAGAGAGUGAAGAGCUCGCACAGUGAUUCUCCAGAGCCAAAGAAGAUACCAGCACUGCCAGCGCAUCCAGUGCCCUUCCCUGAGAAGCCUGCAGUGAUCGAAGAGCGAAAUGGCGAAAUUGAGUUCCGAGUGGUCAAUAACGACAACCUCCGCGAAAGCCUGAUAAUACUCACUGGCCUAAAAUGUAUCUUCCAAAAGCAACUCCCCAAAAUGCCAAAGGACUAUAUUGCACGGCUGGUGUACGAUCGAACGCACUUGUCGAUGGCGAUAGUGAAGAAACCAUUGGAAGUUGUUGGGGGGAUCACAUACCGGCCGUUCAAAGGCAGACAAUUUGCCGAAAUCGUAUUCUGCGCGAUUUCAUCCGACCAGCAAGUUAAGGGCUACGGCGCGCAUCUCAUGUCACAUCUAAAAGACUAUGUCAAAGCUACCUCGGACGUUAUGCAUUUCCUGACAUACGCCGACAACUACGCUAUCGGCUACUUCAAAAAACAAGGUUUCACCAAGGAAAUUACUCUCGAGAAGCCUCGGUGGAUGGGAUACAUCAAAGAUUACGAAGGAGGAACGAUCAUGCAGUGCACGAUGCUACCCAAAAUCCGAUACUUGGAGAUGGGUCGCAUGCUCUUGAAGCAGAAGGAAGCAGUACACGCCAAGAUCCGGGCAUUCAGCAAAUCACACAAGGUCCACUCGCCACCUAAGCAAUGGAAGAAUGGACCGUGUAAGAUCGAUCCAAUGCAAAUCGAAGCCAUCCGGGCAUCUGGCUGGUCAGCUGAUAUGGAUGAACUUGCCCGGCAACCGCGCCACGGCCCCAAUUAUAGCCAAUUACUGCAUCUGCUUAACGACAUGCAAAACCACGCAUCUGCAUGGCCAUUCUUGCACCCGGUCAGCCGAGAGGAUGUGGCGGACUACUACGAAGUCAUCAAGGAGCCCAUGGACCUUUCUACCAUGGAAACGAAGUUGGAAGCAGAUAACUAUGCUACUCCGGAAGAUUUCAUCAAGGAUGCGAAGUUGGUGUUUGAUAACUGCCGGAAGUACAAUAACGAGACGACGCCGUAUGCGAAGUCGGCCAACAAAUUGGAGAAGUUUAUGUGGCAGCAGAUCAAGGCGAUACCGGAAUGGUCUCAUCUUGAACAGUAGACGAUUUCUACUUUCUGAUAUGAUACCCUUUACUGCACGUGGUGGUGUGGUAAUAUUACGAAUUGGAUGGCGUUUAGGGGGGACACGGACUGGUCGGUCGAUAUGGUUGGGUUUGCGACAAAUGCAUCGCAGGUUUUCAGGAAUAGAUAUGCCUUUG